Molecule: messenger RNA, 348 nt
Organism: Racocetra persica
Lineage: Eukaryota; Fungi; Glomeromycota; Glomeromycetes; Diversisporales; Gigasporaceae
Source: the annotation of a GenBank genome assembly
AGUGCUAUUAAAUGUGGUGCAAUGUUAAAUUUUACCAUUAUUGCAAGAUCAGGUGGUCAUUCUCUUGAAGGUUAUAGUAUUGGAGAUAGAGAUUAUGUGGCAACACAAACUGCUAUAAUUGAAACAGGAAAUACUCUGGAUACACUAUUUCGUAGUUUGAAUGAGCAUGUAUUUGCUUUUCCAAGUGGUGAAUGUUCUACACUUGGUGCCGGCAUUAUUUUGGGUGGUAGUUAUAGAUAUUUAAUGCGAAAAUUUGGAAUAUCAUCUGAUAACAUUCUUGAUGCUCAAAUUGUCUUAGCAAAUGGAACAAUAGUUAAUCAUGCUAAAGAAUAUCCUGAUCUUUUUUAG